AUGGCGUUCCGGCAGGCGCUGCAGCUGGCGGCCUGCGGGCUGGCAGGAGGCUCGGCGGCCGUGCUCUUCUCGGCCGUGGCGGUAGGAAAGCCGCGUGCGGGCGGGGACGCGGAACCACGUCCGGCUGAGCCGCCGGCCUGGGCGGGGGGCGCGCGGCCGAGCCCGGGCGUCUGGGACCCCAACUGGGACAGGCGAGAACCACUGUCUCUGAUCAACCUGCGGAAGAGGAACGUGGAAUCUGGGGAAGAGGAGCUGGCGUCUAAGCUGGACCACUACAAAGCGAAGGCCACACGGCACAUCUUCCUCAUUAGGCACUCCCAGUACCAUGUGGAUGGUUCCCAGGAGAAGGACCGCACUCUGACCCCGCUGGGUCGGGAGCAGGCUGAACUCACUGGGCUCCGCCUCGCAAGUCUGGGGUUGAAGUUUAAUAAAAUCGUCCAUUCCUCUAUGACCCGAGCUGUAGAGACCACUGACAUCAUCAGCCGGCACCUGCCAGGCGUCUGCAAAGUCAGCACAGACCUGCUACGGGAAGGCGCCCCCAUCGAGCCGGACCCACCUGUGUCUCACUGGAAGCCAGAAGCUGUGCAGUAUUACGAAGAUGGAGCCCGGAUCGAGGCCGCCUUCCGGAACUAUAUCCACCGGGCAGACGCCAGGCAGGAGGAGGACAGUUAUGAGAUCUUCAUCUGUCACGCCAACGUCAUCCGCUACAUUGUGUGCAGGACUAGUUUCGACUGUGUUAAAAUGGGAAACUGGCUGGGUGCAGUGGCUCACUCCUAUAAUCCCAGCACUACAGGAGGCCAAGGCAGGCAGAUCACCAGGUCAGGAGUUUGAGACCAGCCUAACCAACAUGGUGAAACCCUGUCUCUACUAAAAAUACAGAAACUAGCUGGGCAUGGUGCUAUCCCAGCUACUUAGGAGACCGAGGCAGGAGAAUUGCUUGAACCCAAGAGGCGGAGGUUGCAGUGAAAUCUUGCCAUUGCACUCCAGCCUGGGUGACAGAGCGAGACUUCCAUCUCAAAAAAACGGAAACAUGCAGUGUGACAAAGGAACACUUUGCACAGAGUCCUGCCUCCCCUUGGCUGAACCUCUGCCUGCGUCGCACCAACUGCCUGCUCACAGGACUUCUGCCAGCGGCCUGGGCCCUCUGAAUCCCUGACCGGUGGCUGUGGAGAUGAUAGCCGACAGCCACAGCAACCGUACACAGCUGUCUAGAAACAGUCUGGUAAGCCAGGGCCGCACCAACUCCAAAAACAAAUACCAGGCACACUCACGUUGGACCUCAGAUGGGAGCAAGGCUCAUGCCUGCAUGCAGGCCCCACACUGGGCCUGUAGGGAUGGGGCCGCGCUGCAGGGCUGAGCCUUUGUUUUGCUUAGGGCCCCGGCUCCUCUGUAAAGGGGGAAAGCUUGCAGAUAGGGGCUGGGCCAGCAGGUUUGCUGGGCAGCAAAGCUCAUCACUAUGUGGAAAAGACCACACGCAGCUGGCUGCCACCCCCCACCCACCCUGCGGCCACUGCCAUCGCUCACGUCACAGGUGUGAAGAUCUGGAUGGACAACCUGGUCAAAGGGGGAGCAGGAGGGAGAACCUGAGCAGUUCUCAAAUGGAUUACAAGAAACCAGGGACCCAGAAGGAAAGAAAACCUGAUUAUGCUGCUUAAGUCAGAUUUAAAGUCCAGGAUGUGAAAUGGGCUUUCAGAUUUUGAAAAGUUAAGCUCAUCAAGGAUUAACCAAUGUUUAAUUAUUUUUUAAGAGCACAUAGCAAUGACGACCUGUAUUUUUCUUUUUCAAGUCUACAGCCCUUGGUAUUCCCAGGCAGCCUCCAAUCCACGCCCCAACCAGGCCCUGCCCUGCUGCUUAUCUGCCAAAAUCAGAGAUUGAGAGCGUUCAGGGUGGUGUGGCCACAGAUGAUUACCUAAGUUAAAUUUAAAAUAAUUUUCAGUUUCUUUCUCUAGUGCAAAUUCCCAGCAUGCUUUUUUUUUUUUUUGAGACGUAGUCUAGCUCCGUCACCCAGGUGGGAGUGCAGUGCCAUAAUCUUGGCUCACUACAACCUCUGCUUUCGAGGCUAAAGCAAUCCUCAUGGCUCAGCCUCCCAAGCAGCUUGUUCUACGGGUGUGCAUCACUGCAUCUGGCUAAUUUUUGUAUUUUUAGUAGAGAUGGGGUUUCAUUAUGUUGGCCAGGCCAGUCUCAAGCUCCUGGCCUCAAGUGAUCUGCCCACCUCAGCCUCCCAAGCAUAUGAGCCACUGCACCUGGCAGGCUUUUCCAUUCUCAAAUACCUGCUGUUCCAUGUGGUCCCUCCAUCAACGGCCUUUUCAGUCUUCUGCAUUUGGGACAGACGUAGAUUCAGCCAAGUGAGAGGAUGGCUUCUGGCUUGGCCAGUACCUGGUGGGGUCUAAUUUCUGAAUGCCAGACUCGGGGCAGGUGCAGUUGGGGAGACCAGGGAGUGGGGAGCCGACGGACAUCAGGGCAGCCCCCAGGGAUCUCAGCACGUGAGUGUGCGUGUUGUGUGUUGUGAACGUCUUUGUGGAGGGAGCCUGCAGGAGGGGAGGGCUGAGAGCAUCUGGACUGGGCCAGUCACAGGGGCCCAGGGACGCCAAUGAUGGAAACUGUCCCCUAGUCUGGGACAAAUGACUGAAGACUUCUCCAGUGUUGGAGAAGUAACAAUACCCUCAGUCUGGCCAAAGUGAAACUGCACAUCAGAAGCCUGAUUGAGACCGGCGGGAACGGCGUGCCACCAGAUGGCAGCCAGCUGCCAGGGACUGUCCUGCUGAUGUUUAUCCACAGCCUUUUCUCAAGACAGCUGAGAAAAGAGCACCGGCAGGGCAAUCAGCAGCUAGAGUGGUCACGGGGUUUCCAACCACGCCAAGCAGACACCUGCGCCCUGCACACGCACACAGCCUGGCCUCAGUGAGGGUUCGUUCUGCCCCAGCCCUUCCCUGACAAAGCGCUGCUGGCUUCUGGAAACAUCCAGAUAACUCAGGAGGACCUGGCUGUGGUCCCUGCCAUGGCACUGCUGGCACUCCCACAGCUGGCACGAGGCACCAUAGUUGCUUUUACCCUAGAAACGAGCAGCAGACUCACCAGGAGUCUCCCUCACAGCUGUCACCACCUGCCCCACUCAGGGUGCCGGGCAUCACGCUUUCAAACCAAAACCAUCAUACCAACUGUUAACGCCACAAAGGUUCCCGCUGCCGAGAGCCACGAUAACAUCUGUGCUCCUUCUGCUCCUUUAACUGAUGCCAGAAAGUCUUUCACAACUGAGCUAGUCAAGAAAGGGGCCUAAAAACAGCAGGUAAAUGUGAGGGCGCCCGGGAUGACACGCCACGUAACCAACAUACUGCAGUGUGCCCGGGCGGGCACAGGUGAGAGGGAUGGAUCCUUCUGAAAGCUUAGAAUUAUUACCACAUGGUUUAGAAGUAAUUCAUUUCUUUAAGUGUUUCGUAAAGGACAUAAACCCCCUGGGACACACAAGAAUGCCUUUGCUGGGACCAGAAUCACCUCCCACAAACAGAGAAAGUCACAGGCGGCCUAAGCCGUGGGCAAUCACAGCAGCAGUCUACAUACAAAAUGAGGGCAAGAAACUUUUACUUUCUAUUAGAAUUUACAACAAUAUACAGACAAUAUGGUAAGAUUUUAGAGAAAACACAUCAUCACUAUGAAUAUCCACAAUCUGAUUUCUUUUGAGAACCAAGAUGGCUUUUGAAAAGGCUGCUUUUUAGAACAAAAUGUGUUGUUUCUGUCUGGUAUCUAGAUCUUGUAUGCUACAGCCUGUGUAACAAACUUGAAUUUUAACAUUUAAAUCUUGAUUCCAAUAUUCCUGACCUAUCUUUUGUCAUGUAAAAGAAAUAAGCUUUUUUUUUUGAGACGGAGUCUCGCUCUGUUGCCAGGCUGGAAGGCUGUCGGGCAAUCUCAGUUCACUGCAACCUCUGCCUCCCGAGUAUUUGGGACUACAGGCAUGCGCCACCACACCCAGCUAAAUUUUUUUUUUUUAAUAGAGAUGGGGUUUCACCAUAUUGGCCAUGCUGGUCUCAAACUCCUGACCUUGUGAUCCACCCGCCUCGGCCUCCCAAAGUGCUGCGAUUACAGGCGUGAGCCACUGCCCCUGGCCAAGCUUUUUUUUUUUUUUUUUU
Molecule: messenger RNA, 4124 nt
Organism: Callithrix jacchus (white-tufted-ear marmoset)
Lineage: Eukaryota; Metazoa; Chordata; Mammalia; Primates; Cebidae
Gene: PGAM5
Product: PGAM family member 5, mitochondrial serine/threonine protein phosphatase
Biological process (GO): positive regulation of mitochondrial fission; peptidyl-threonine dephosphorylation
Cellular component (GO): mitochondrion
Molecular function (GO): protein serine/threonine phosphatase activity
Source: RefSeq, a predicted model, not a curated record